This is a messenger RNA of Pimephales promelas (fathead minnow), 2378 nucleotides long. RefSeq names its product zinc finger protein 385D (gene znf385d). Gene Ontology annotation, molecular function: nucleic acid binding; zinc ion binding. Gene Ontology annotation, cellular component: nucleus. NCBI's taxonomy places the organism in Eukaryota, Metazoa, Chordata, Actinopteri, Cypriniformes, Leuciscidae. The record is from RefSeq and is a predicted model, not a curated record.
CCUGAGGAACACUCAGACAGAACAAAUGAGCAGCCGCGGCUUGACUCCCGCUAGAGACGCUGAUAUCGGCUCGUUCCGCAGGAGUCAGAUUACAUCUGGAGAGGAUCAGCUCGCUCUGAGACACAGCUGAGGAGUUUCUCUGAAGAUCUCAGUUCACAGAGAGAGAGAGAGAGACAGUUCCCCACAUGUUCAACUGAAAUCAUGGGUUCACUGUUGAGGACAGCGGUGCGCGGGGACGCCACGGCUCUGUGCGCGUGAUGACCAUGGAGAGCAUGUUUAUGGGUAAUGCGUGUCAGAGCAGACUGGUGCCAGCGCUGGUUCGAGCUUCUCUGCCCACUGUGCCAGCCUCUCUGGGCAUGAAGCACUUCUUCCCCUUUCCUCUGGACAGCGGAUCCACACUCAGCCUCAUUCCCAGCUUCAGCACCAUGGACCAGGUUCAGAAAGCUGUUUUACAUCACACGUUCAGCGCUUCGGCCUCGGCUAAAAGGAAAGCGGUCUCGUGUGGCGUGUGCCAGCUGAGGUUUAACUCACAGAGCCAGGCAUUGGCCCACUACAAAGGCACCAAACACGCCAAGAAGCUGAAAUCCUUGGACGCGCCCAAAUGCCUCAAACACAAGAGUUCCCCGCUCAGCAGAGAAAACGCCAGCAAGGAUCCUCCUAAGAGCCUUUCUCCCUCCACCGGGAACACUGACGGAAAAGGUGGAAGUCCUGCACCUGUGUCCCCUUCAUCGCCCUCUUCUGCCCCGCUGACCGGCCCCUCAGAGCCGGAGUCUUCCUCAGUGUCAGGGGGAGAGGACGGCCUCUCCAUAACACCCAACCCGCCUGAGCCGGAGGAGAACGACACCGGGACGAGUCCAGAGACGGAGGAGGAGAAAGCCCUGCGUCUGCUCUACUGUUCUCUCUGCAAGGUGGCCGUCAACUCGGUGUCACAACUCGACGCGCACAACACCGGCACCAAACACAAAACCAUGCUGGAGGCUCGGAGCGGGAUCGGCUCCAUCAAGUCCUUCCCGAGGACUGGGCUGAAGAGCAAGCUGGUUCCUCCCACUAAAGCAGACACGGGCCUGCAGAACAAGACAUUUCACUGUGAAACCUGCGACGUGCGCGUCAAUUCAGAGACGCAACUAAAACAGCACAUCAGCAGCAGACGCCAUAAAGACAGAGCGGCGGGCAAACCAGCCAAACCCAAGUUCAGUCCGUACACCAAAACCCAAAGAGGACCCACCAAACAGAGCCAGGUGAAGAUGUCAGUGGGUAAAGAUCUCUGCCCGCCGCUGAGCACCAGAUUAAUGCCGUCUCACCUGGCAACCGUCGCCGCCGCCAUAAGCUCCGCCUUUCCUUCCCUUAACCCCGCCCUCUUUCAGACUCAGCUGCUCCGCCCUGCUCCUGGGCCAAUCAGGACUGCGCACACACCUGUGCUGUUUACCCCUUAUUGACCUUUGACCUCUGGCGGAUCUGAUCAUUAACCCCUCCCCCAUGACCUCACACUGGGUCUAAUGCGCAAUAUCGCAAUAAUUUAAAAACAAAACAAACCAGGUAACUAUGCAUCGUCAUUUACAUAUGACACACUGACGUUAAGCUAUAAAUGUACCGGUGACGAUUUGAUUUUUUGAUGAUAAUUCAUCAUCAUCAUCAUCACCAUUAUCAUCGCUUGCAAGUACAAGACUGAUUUGUAAAUUUAAGGUGAGUUUGGGAAUGCAUAUAUGUUUACUAUGGGGGGGAUGAAAUGUUGUAUUUCUCUGCUGUUUUGCACAUUAAGCCUUUCUCUUGUUGAUUUCAGAGCUUUUAAUGACUAGAUCUCUUCCUGUCUGUUGUUGUUUUACUGUAACCAGGUCAGCAGGGCUUCAUCUGUCUAUGGACACGUUUCACAUUAUAAAAGUACAAUGAAAAGUAUCAGUUUUAGGUUCUUAUUUGCUCCAAUAGCAAAAGAAAACAAGUAUCUGUGACUAAAAAAGAGUCAUUUAAUGCCAAGGUAAUAUAACAAAGUAUAAUGUUGUAAUUUAAAAUGUAUAAAAGAAACCGAAAAGGGUCUAUUAAAAAUCACAGAACAAGAAACUGGUAGUGGAUUUAGCAGGUUUUGGACUGUAGAAGUUUUAGCCAAUCACCUGAGCUGUAAAUAACCAUGUGACUGAUCAUGCUAGAGCAGGAAACCGAUGUCAUGUUGAUUCUGAUUGGCUGCUGACAUCAAAAACAGAAAAAGUCCGUUUCACACUUUAAAGACUCGCCAAAAAAUGGCCACUGGUGCUAAAGUUUAUCACAGUCCAAUCCCGGAUAAUCCAGUCCGGCUUUUCCCAUGCAAAUUAAGCCCUGUUGUACCUGUGUGUGUGUUAUUGGUGUGAUAGAGGUGUGAGUGUGUUAGAGGUGUGUGUGCGAGUGUU